Molecule: messenger RNA, 3028 nt
Organism: Anarrhichthys ocellatus (wolf-eel)
Lineage: Eukaryota; Metazoa; Chordata; Actinopteri; Perciformes; Anarhichadidae
Gene: cahz
Product: carbonic anhydrase
Exons: 7
Coding region: 575-1357 (260 amino acids)
Biological process (GO): regulation of pH; carbon dioxide transport
Cellular component (GO): cytoplasm
Molecular function (GO): carbonate dehydratase activity; zinc ion binding
Source: RefSeq, a predicted model, not a curated record
ACAGGCACGCACAUCCUGCCCUGCAUGCAGCCUUCAUAAAGCAGCCCAGCAGGAUAACCGAGGUCAAAGAAGGCUGGCAAGAGUUGAAAAGAAAAAUGUCGACCUCAGGAUAUUGCGCUAAAAUCCGCUGGACCGUACCAUCCUCACACGGCGCUGCUCCAAACACUGAACCUGCGCUGAUCCUGGUACAGCAGCGCGGGGGAUUGGGUGCAGUAUGUGAUACAUGUGCGUCCGUCACUGCCUGAGAGCGGAGAGACAAUAGAAAAAAAAUAUUCCGAAUAUUCAGAAACAAAGGGAGUGGACGGCAGGGAAGCGGAGGAGAGGAGAGGAGAGGAGAGGAGAGGAGGACGCCUCCGUCGCAUCUCUGGAUGGCUGCAGCGUUCUUCUGAUUGACCGGCCUGCUGAAGGAACGACAAGCCAAACCCACCCGGUGUGAGCCUGCAUAUAUAUAAAGCCUUUCAGCUGGGUGUCUGUCACCAGAUCAUCAUCAUCACCCAUCAUCAGCCUCGUUCCGACCUGACCCUGGAUUAAUCAUCGUAUUGUGCUAUCAGCACAGCACACAGCGGGAGCAGCCAUGUCUCACGGAUGGGGAUACGGACCAAUUAACGGACCUGACAAAUGGGCAGAAGAUUUUCCUUUAGCUAAUGGGCCCAGACAGUCUCCCAUCAACAUUGUCCCCAAGGAGGCCAAAUAUGACUCCACUCUGAAGCCACUGAAAAUCAAGUAUGACCCCUCCAACGCCAACGGCAUUCUCAACAAUGGACACUCCUUCCAGGUGGACUAUGUGGACGACACAGACAGCUCCACCCUGACCGGAGGUCCUAUUUCUGGAACGUACCGUUUGAAGCAGUUUCAUUUCCACUGGGGAGCCGGUGAUGACAGAGGCUCCGAACACACCGUCAACGGCAUCAAGUUCCCAAGUGAGCUUCACCUGGUGCACUGGAACACUAAGUACCCCAGUUUUGGAGGGGCAGCCAGCCAGCCCGAUGGACUUGCAGUGGUCGGGGUCUUUCUCAAGAUUGGUGCUGCCAACCCCAGGCUUCAGAAAGUUCUGGAUGCCUUGGAUGCUGUUAAGACCAAGGGAAAGCAGACCACCUUUUCUAACUUUGACUCAAAGACUCUUCUUCCUGGUUCUCUGGAUUAUUGGACCUAUGAUGGCUCUCUGACCACGCCUCCUCUGUUGGAAAGUGUCACCUGGAUCGUCCUCAAGGAGCCAAUCAGUGUCAGCCCUGCACAAAUGGCCAAGUUCCGCAACCUCCUCUUCACUGGAGAUGGAGAAGCUCCAUGUUGUAUGGUGGACAACUACCGGCCCUGUCAGGCUCUGAAAGGCCGCCAGGUCCGCGCCUCCUUCAAAUAAGCCCCUGCUUCAUCUACGUGGCUUCCUUGCCCCCUUUGCCUAUUCUUAUCCGUAUUACUCCCAUUUUCCUCCACAUGCAGUCUUUCCUUAGCUUACAUUACUCAACUUCUCUUAGCCCUAUUGAUAUUAACAUGAAAAGUAGAAUACAAGCCUUUCUGCUUACAUUUUCUAUGACAUAGACUAACUGGAUGUAUCUUGAAUUAAAUAACUUUGAGGCAUUUUUAAGCUUUGACACUGUUAAGAAAUAGGUCACAUUUAUACCCAGAUAAAAUCCAGAUGAUAUGUAGGGCACUUUCAUUUAAACUUAUCCACAGAUACAAAUCUGAUUACAUCCGUCUUCACUUUCUCUCCAACAUGCAACUCAGUUUUGUCCGUCCUCCUGUUCAGAGGGAGGUGGAAAAGACCAGAAGAAGAAUAACUUCUGCACUUCAGCUGUUUAAUUCCAGCAAUUGCAGUUUAGCUAACGUUAGCUAACAACUAUCCAUCAGAUAACGCAAACACGUGAAUGAACCGUACUUAUGAAUUACAAGCGAGACAAAAGUUUUAUCAUCUUCACGGCUCUAACGUUGUGCGUUUCCACCAGCUUGACACAAGGCUGAUGUGAGGUGUGGUUCAGAAACAUACAAACUCAAUGUAUCCUGUGGUUUGCAAAAACAUACAAUGAUAACUUAUUUUUUGCCGGCUGGGUUGAACACAGGUACCAAGGGACCAGUGAUCUAACAGACUAAAGCGCAGGUAUUCUGGCACCUGAUCUCUGUUAUGCAACACAUUUUCUCUGCCCACCGUAUAACUCAUAAGCUAAGCUAUUUUCUUACUUCUAGUGUCUAUUAUAGUGUCAAGCUAAAGUUUUUAUUGAUGCCUCAUUUUGUCAGUUUGGGACAAAGUGAUCUUGAUGCGUAACAUUUCACAGUGUUGACUCUACAGUUGUGUACUGUGGCCACCAACCGUCAUCUGGCAGGCACUUGUACACAGGAAGGUUUAGGACUGAUGAUCAUCUCAUGAUGGUAAUGCUUUGGAAUGUACCAGUAUGUUGUGAGAGACAAAGUAUUGGCUGACAGUACAGCCUGAGGCCAUGUCCACACUAAUGCAUGUUUUUUUGUCUCUGUUGGGCUUCCAUCCCAUUUGGAAAAAUUUAGCUUUUUUUGUUCAUGCAAAAAUGAGCCAGAACUUCACUGAGACAUCUGCAUUACUGUGAUCAUGGCUCACCUCAUUCUGCUGACUCUACAAAAAAAGUGUCAGUCCAUUUUUUAUAUAAAAGAAAAACUAUGACAACUGAACUACCUAUCACCACAGUGCAUUAAACAUUGCCUUUAAGACUCAUGUAACUUCUGAACUGAAAGGAUCAAUCUAUGACUAUGUAUUAACCCACUCUACAGUAACAACAGAGGUCAGACUUUCUCAUUACAUUUCUAUAGUUUGUCAGCAAUGUGAAUCAUCACUCCAUCUAAAUGAAGUGGCAGAUAUUCAUAAGAGACCAGCGAAAUGUUACUUUAUUUGAGCUUUUAUAUCAGUUAUGAGACAAUCAGCUUUUAAAGUGGGCUUAUGGUGAGAUAGCUGUCACCCUUUAAAGUGUGUCACACACUGCUGCCACAUUACAGGUGGAAGAAAUGUUUUUGUGAAUCUGUCAUGUCAUAAUGGAAAACAAUUUGAUCAAUAAAUAUUCAUAACUUG